AUGCCCGCUUCCCCAAAAGCUCCAACGAUGUCAAGGCAACAGGCCCCACCGCGCUCUUACUCUUUGGCCACCGGCAUCGCUGCAAAGCUCUCCCAGCCCAUCAAUUCUUCCUUGCCCGACCUCCCUCGCAUAAUGUCGUCCGGCAUCGAUACAAAUCUCCUGACCCCUGUCUCGAGCGCCCACUCAUCAUCGACAACCCCAGCCUUUGGUCCCUUCUCCGAGUCCGAAGCUUCCUUUUACACCAGCGCUUCCUCCGUCGAGUCUUCCUGCGAGUCGUCGGACGGCCUUGCCAGCCCUUGGCCUAGAAGGCUCAGCGGCCCCGGUGGCAAAAUCGCAGGACCUGCGCCCAGCGUUCUCCCCGUCGUUGUGCGACCCGACUCCCUGACCUCCUCUACCGACGAGGAGAUGCCUACGCGAUCAGCUUGGACGACUUCACCAGUUCGUCGUCAUUCCUCCAAACGCUAUGGCUGGUCCAAGCAGCCCACUGAGGCUUACCCUCUGCCUGUCUCGCCCAACGCCAACGCGAGUCGGUACUCGGUCGCCUCAUGCCCGACUCCGAACUCGCACCCCUCUGGCCCUUCCAUUCGCGUGUGCGAGUCGUCUCGCGGCGCUCCCCGACUGUCUUUCGUUAGAGACGGAAUGGAGUCUCCUCCGCAAAAGACCCUCGAAUUCGGCGCCAAGAUGACGAACUCUCCAACUUCCAAGGAGUCGCCCAGCUCAGGAGAGCCGUCACCCACUGGCGCUCGUAAGCGUCGUCUCAACGCUCUUCGCGGGCUUGUCGCUAACCUCGACUUUGCCCAACCGUGGAGCAUCGUUGACCAGCCGCAUCACGAUGAGACUGGCAAGUACUUCUGGGCGUGCCCUGGCGAUCCUCCUCCCCAGCUCGAGUUAUCUCUAGGCACCAAGUUCGAUGGCAAGUUUGAGGUCGAUGAGCCUACCCCAACUAGCCCAGACCUUGGCUCACCCGUCGAGUCGGACACGGACUCGCAGUCUUGGGGUCACAGCAAGUCGAAGUCAUUUAGCCGGUCGCUCAUCUCGGUUGUUCAUGAUGAUGAUGACGACAACCGCGAGCGGUCGAUCUCGCCCCCAUUCCCCAUGGUGGACCGACCUGCUAGCACUACGCCUCGUGCAGCGCCGAAGAAAGCUUGGCCCGCUGACAAGUGCCUCCAGUACCCACCUCUUACCGCCCAAAACAUCGGCACUGGCUCGCUCGACUUCUCGCCUCCGCAACGCCAGGAGUCGUUCCACGUUCGUCACACGGGCUACACUAAGAGUACUCGGCCUGUGAUGCCCCGCGUCGAGACCGGACGCACGUGGCGGGAGGCCCUCAACGACAGCGACAUCUACCAGAACAUUGUCUCUCAGGAGGACGGAGAGAAGGAGGUCAAACGCCAGGAGGUCAUGUUCGAGUUCUGUGAAACCGAGCAUGCCUUUGUGCGAUCAUGCCGUGACGUUCUCCGCCUUUUCGCCCACCCACUCAAGACCCCCGAUGGAGUCUGGAUGUCCGGUAUUCCCACUCACGCUUGCGAGCUCUUCGAUCUGCUCGAGAAACUCACGGACACCCACGACGAGCUCGCCAGGGCACUGCAGGGUCUUCCUCGUACGAACGGCACGGUGCAGGUUGGCCAAUUCGUGACGGCCAUGCGGCCUUGGAUUGAGAAGCUCAGCUGCCAUGAACCGUACAUCGCCUCGUUCCACCCCGUUUCGCAGUUCCUGGACGAGGAGACCCGGAACGAGAUGAGCAACUAUGGCGAAUUCCUCCGUAUGCAGACUCGCAACCCUGCCAUGGGCGCAAUGGGUCUGACCAGCAUGCUCCUCAAGCCUAUUCAGCGAUUGACAAAGUAUCCCUUGAUGCUUCACCGCCUGCUCGACGCCACUCCGGUGGGCCACCCCGACCACGCCGCUGUUUCUGAGUUAAUUGAAGCCACCGAGACCGUUCUCUCACACCUUGAGACCUGCAAGGCACGGGAGGAUGAGUUCCAACAGCUCGUUAGCAUUCAACAGCGUUGUGACGGUCUGCCGCUCGACUUUAGGCUUGCGACUCGUGGCCGUCGCCUCUUGGGACAUGCCCAGGUUGUCCGCGCGUACGCAAAGGACGCGGUGGUGCAUCCGGGGGCUCACUUCACCCGCUCCCACACUUUGAAGAACAUUCGUUCGUCUCUUCAAUCUGCUCUGGGCGCAGCCAGCACCACCGACCUUGCCGCCUAUGCCGGGUUCACUUCGUCCGACGCUUCCGAGGUCAAGGAGCGUCCCAGCCGCCGGUCCACCCGUGACUCUACCACUACCACAUCCUCUGCGACUUCAGCCACCUCGUCGACUCAGUCCCUCGCGUCUUCCUUACCGCGUCGCCCUCCUGUUUCGCGUGGCGCCUCGCUUAUCUCCUCCGACGGGACGCCUCCCCCCAGCAAGUCACCCUCCAUCCGCAAAGCUCGUCGCGACGACGUCUACACCAUGUUGAUCUUUAACGACGUUAUUCUGAUCGCCCAGCCUAUGGCCGACCGUGGAAAUCUUUUCCGCACGAAGAAGUCCGACCUGGCUCGUCUGCGUUUGGUCCCAGUGGCUGAGGGCGGGCUUGGCAGUGUCGAUGACAUGAAGAUGCUGGUCGGAAACGGAACUGCCGAGCAGUUCGCCCUCACUGUGCGGGGCCAUCACGGACCUGUCAACACGACAACGUACGCCCUGGUUCCUCCGACUUCUUCGUUAUCGCGUAGAACGCAGCGAAGUGCAGCGAUUGGAAGCGACGGGAUCGCCACGGUUGACGACCUCGUCGAGACAAUCGGCAGCAUGACUCGUUGA
Molecule: messenger RNA, 2796 nt
Organism: Trichosporon asahii var. asahii CBS 2479
Lineage: Eukaryota; Fungi; Basidiomycota; Tremellomycetes; Trichosporonales; Trichosporonaceae
Exons: 2
Coding region: 1-2796 (931 amino acids)
Molecular function (GO): guanyl-nucleotide exchange factor activity
Source: RefSeq, a predicted model, not a curated record